This is a messenger RNA of Symbiodinium sp. CCMP2592, 1743 nucleotides long. The record is from the annotation of a GenBank genome assembly. NCBI's taxonomy places the organism in Eukaryota, Dinophyceae, Suessiales, Symbiodiniaceae.
AUGGCUUUCGAUCCCGUGAAGGGUCGCUACUUGAAGAUAGACGCCGAAACAAACUCGUAUACCGAUUGUGAUGUUCCUCACGAUCCCAUCGAGUACUCGGUGUCGGUGAGCGUCGGUGCUUCGUUGGUUGGACAGACUGACGAGGAUCUCAAUGCGCCGGACAGGCCCAGAACCAUGCUCCUCAAGGAACUAGUCAAGACUGGUGCUGCCAUGAAGACUCCGCUGUUCUUCCUGGACCAGCCGGCGGCGUGUUUUGCAAUGUUUGACGGGGUGCGUGGUGGAGCAGCUGUGGAGUGGUGUUCGAAACAUUUGCACACCAAGCUCCUCCCACAACUCAGUGCGUCGAUCACUUACUGGCAUGAUGCGGACCUGAGGGGACUCCUUCGUUCCAUUCUGGCGGAGCUGGAUGUCCAGCUUGUGCAGCAAGCCGGUUGCUGCUGGGAAGGUGUUUCCAUCGCGGUGGCCUUGCUGCUCGGAGAUCGCUUAGUCGUAGCAAGUUUGGGUGGAACCCAUGCCUUGGUUGCUGCCCCAGACGGCCGCUGGCGGUCUUUGGAUGGGAGACAUGUGGCAUCUUCAGCAGAGGAGCAAGCUCGCAGCAAGGCGCUUGGUGCGGAGAUUGUCGGAGAAGAAAAAGGUAAAGGAGUCGUCGGUGCCCCUUGUGUGCAGAAGUCGGUGAGAUCAAGAGACUGGCAAGUUGUUGAAGAUGCCACUGCAGAGGAGGAGGUCACGAGAGUUCUUGACCGCACAUCGGACUGCUUCGCUACACUGGGUCUUGGACCAGAGGACAAGAUCGACGGCAAGGCAGCUCGCUCCUGCUACAAAAAGCUGGCCCUCAAGGUGCAUCCAGACAAGGCCCCGGAGGAGCUUAAGGCACGAGCCAAAGCGGCUUUUGAAAAAGUGGAGAAGGCAGCUGCAGACGUUGAAGCAUUCUGCGAAACGGAUGUAGAAGCGACCGAAUGCCUCCAUCGCAUCCUCCAUGCUGCCGGGCCAAGAAGAGCCUCCAUGAUGCGAGCCACAGCAUUCGACGUCCUGGGCGUCUCGGAAGAUUGCAGUCUUGAGGAGGCUGGAAGACAGGGACGGGAUUUGAGAGAAACCAUCAUGAAGCUUGGCAUGUUGACCGGCGGCAACUACGGCCAUCCGGACCAGGCUGAAGCUGUGCGAAUGAUAGAAGAGGCCGCCGAAGCGAUUGCUGAGCCUGCGGCUCUGACAGCGAGCAAAGGAGGCAGCAGUUUCUCGUCCCUCAAGCCCAUCCAGGUCACUCGUGCCCUGGGUUUGAGAGACUUGAAGCUGCCCAGAAAAAUUGUUUCAUCGGAGCCGCAGAUAGACGUCAUCCAGCUGGAGGCACUGGGUUCGCACCACCUCGUGCUGCUCAGCUCGGGCGCGACAUCUUUGACUGACCAGGAGGUCAUCGAACGAAUCCGUGGUUUCUCAGGGCAACCCAAGGCCGGAUCACUCCUGGUCGCAGCUGAUGCCGCAGCCAAAAAUGCGGCGCAGAGCAUCAGUGGGCCGCAGCGAUUCGGCUGCUGCAUCGUCGGUGUCUUCGAGGUCGGGUCAGGCUAUGUCGAGCCAGCUGCGAAGAAGGCCAAGAAAGAUGGCGGUGACAAGGUCCGAUGCAGACACAUUCUUCUCAAGCACAAGGACCUAAAGCAAAAGAUGGAUCCGCAGGCGCAUCUGCGAUCCAAGGGUCGGGGGCUUAGUGACUUAGUCAGAAACAGAGUCAGAAGGGGUACGUGCGUCCGAUGA